Molecule: messenger RNA, 1613 nt
Organism: Aspergillus vadensis CBS 113365
Lineage: Eukaryota; Fungi; Ascomycota; Eurotiomycetes; Eurotiales; Aspergillaceae
Product: mitochondrial 37S ribosomal protein bS1m
Exons: 1
Coding region: 40-1407 (455 amino acids)
Biological process (GO): mitochondrial translational initiation
Cellular component (GO): mitochondrial small ribosomal subunit
Molecular function (GO): structural constituent of ribosome
Source: RefSeq, a predicted model, not a curated record
GAACAAUACCGCAAAACACCACAUUGCCCAAUGUCCGCCAUGGCAACAGCCAGGCUAUCUCCGACAGCAAAUCUGCUGCGGAAGUCUCGCCUUUUCGCUCUUCCACAGGCUCUGACGCCACCCCCGACUCCGCCGACCUCGAAAAAUGUCAACGAAUCCGAGACCGCAACCCUUCCUCAUCCUAUCCGAGCGUCCAUCGUCACACCGUCGUCUUCUCUUUCUAGGGGUGACUGGGGUCUGAAGAGGCCUCUCCCCGCCAAAUCGACGUCCGAAAGAUCUUCCAGGCCUGUGGUCAGAGUCAAUGCACUCGAUACCUUCGAACACAUCACGGACUUCGAGUCCGCGGCCGACCAUACGGUGACCCUGGAGAAAUUCCAGGAGCUUAACAUGCCGGUUUCGCUCCCCGCGAGAGUCACUUACGGAACCAGCAUCAUCCCCAGACACCAGAGUCCAUUCGAGUCGCAUGUCGACAAUACACAUACUAGCGAAGGCCUAAAGGAGCCCGGCGCGAGGCAGUUCAGGCACUCUGGGCCCUGGCUUGCCGGGCAGACGGAGGCCGAGUUCCAGGCAUACUUGAAGAAGGUCCGGAAGAACAAGCCAGAGAUCCUACAGAAGCUUCGCGAAUAUUUCGUCGCCAAGCGCGAAGCCGAACAAAGGAAGCAGGCACAAGAUAAUGGCCAGGAUCUGGCAACUCUCCGACCUGUCGAGAUCACCGACGAAGAAUUCCAGGGCUAUCUUAAGAAGCUCCGCACGGAUCCGUUCUCACUGGGUCCUGUUGUCUUUGAGCUUCUGGAUCUGCCGUCUCCUCCGGCUGUACCGAGCAGCCGACUCAACAACCCAUACUACCAGUCCCCCGGCAGCAAGCUCUCUUCCGCAGAGUAUGUCGCAUCCGGACCUCCAAGGACGCAUCCCUCGGCGGGUCUGUCUUACACGAGAUCGCACGCUUUGAUCUACAACCACCCCAAGUAUGGACCCCAGGCCCACCAACGCCCGGUGGAGGCACGUAUCUUGCGCCCCAGAGGACGGAAGGGCAAGAACACGAAGGCAAUUGCGGGUGUUGCGGGUAUUGCCGUGGAAGACUUGAACACCGUCACCUUCACUGAGCAGGACUCUCCGGCUGGCCUUGCCUACUUUGACGCCUCUAUCCCCGGUGGUGCUAAGUACUGGGCCACUCCCAUCCGGGCCUUUGUCGACUCGGAAGGCAAGAUUGGCCUGGCCUCUUACCGCGCUAGCGCCACUGCUAAGGCCCCCUACGGAAUCGAUAGCCAGAAGAAGCCCGGAUCGUACAGCAUCUCUGACGUGGCUCGCGGCGACCAGCGCGUGGUCCCGAGACUGGAUAGACAGCGGAACGCCGCAGCGGAGACCGAGGAGGUUGCGCGGAACCUCAUGAAGAGCCUUGGCUCAUAGAGUACUGGCAUUUCAUUCCCGAACAACUUUCGUCCCAUGUGUCAGAUAUGUUCCAUCUUCCACUUAGAGAGUUUUGCUGUAUGAUUAGGUUUCUGGAUGGUAAAUGUAUAGUUAUUUCUUUGCACUUUUUCUCAUUUCUUUGUGAUAUAAGCCGGCUACAUCUCAUUUGAAGUAUAAAUAAAUUGCAAACAUCAAAGACGUCUCAG